UCAAACAGAAGCAACGUAGCUCAGGCCAGCUCUUAAGGAGUUAAAAGGCAAGUGAUCUGAGGCCAGUGGCAGGUAGGGGCAGCCUAAACAGGGGCUAAGCUGGAGCUGCAGAACUCAGUGAGGAGCAAACCCAGCCCUCCGUCCUGACUGUUCCCCUGAGAGAGAUGGCAGCAGCCAGAGCAGGAUUCAGCCCUCUGCUCCUGCUCCUGCUGCUGGGGCUGUGGCUAGCUGAGGUCCCAGUCAGUGCCAAGCCCAGCAACAUGACCGCAGCUCAGUGGUUUGCAACGCAGCACGUGCAGCCCAAACCCCAGGGAUGCGACACUGCAAUGAACAACAUCAACAAAUACACGAAACGCUGCAAAGACUUCAACACCUUCCUGCAUGAAUCCUUCUCCAGUGUGGCCACCACCUGUCAGACCCCCACCAUAGCCUGCAAGAAUGGCCGUAAAAACUGCCACCAGAGCCAAAGGCCUGUGUCUCUGAGCACAUGUAAGCUCACCUCGGGGAAGUAUCCAAACUGCAAGUACAAAAAGAAGCAACUGGUCGCUUCUUACAUUGUAGCCUGUGACGCUCCCCAGGCAGGAGGCUCUGGGAAAUUCAAGCUGGUCCCUGUGCACUUGGACUAGGUCCUUUAGGUUUGCAGCCUUCCUCCCUCAUGGGCUGUACCUUAAUUCCCUCUCCAGGCCUCUGUGCAAGUCUUUUUUUUUUUUUUAAUGUUUAUUUAUUUUUGAGAGAGAGAGAGACAGUGAGGGGGAGGGGCAGAGAGAGAGAGGGACAGAGGAUCCAAAGUGGGCUCUGCAUUGACAGAGGCGAGCCCAAUGCAGAGCUCAAACUCACAAACCUUGAAAUCAUGACUUGAGCCAAAGGCAGAUACUCAACUGACUGAGCCACCCAGGCGCCCCUCUGUGCCACUCUUCAUAUGUCCAGAAGGUUCUUUUCCUCUCAUCUCUUAGGGCCCUUCCUAGCUCUUCUGAGAGGCUGAGGGUGAGCUGAGGUAGACAGGUUGGAGGGCUAAGCUCCAGAACAGAUGGUCUUUCAUCUUUUUGUUGCUGUUUUCCCGGAAGCUUACCCUCAAGAGAGGGGUUGAGCAAGCUAAGAGUAUGGGUUCCCUGGCCUGUGCCUUGUACAUCUCUCCCCUGUCCCCUCUUUUCAUGGCAGCGUGACAAGAGGGGGAAAUAAAUGGACAAGAAGGGUAUGGGAUUUAUGGACAGAGCUGCUCCGGUUCCUAAACCAGGAAUCUUCCCCAGAUAACGUGGUAGUGACAUGGCCUGUGUGUGGAGAGGCAGCUGGGAAGAAAGAAAACAAAGUACCACUUCAUAUUUAUGUAGCAUUUUAGGCUUUCAUAGUGGAGCCACAUGAGUUCUUGUGAGAUAGACUUGAGAGGGAUUAUGUGCCUUCUUUAGGGCAGGAAAUUGAGAUUUGAGAAAGUGUAAUUCAUUAAAAAGCUUGUCAAACUGGUUAGUGGCAGAACCUGGACUUGCACUUAGGACUCCUUAUUCUAAAUACGGUGUACUUUGUACUUGACCAUUGUGCAAAAAAGGAGAGACCUCUAUAGGGACUAGAGAACUAGGUAAGAGUUCACCCAUAUCCCCUGAGAGCUCUCCGAAGAGCCAGUUGUCCUGUGCUGGCUGCAAUAAAGGUCACUACGUCUCUAGCCAAGAGCUGUUUAUGAGGUUCUCCAGGGAUCUUAAUCCAUUCUCUCUCUGCCUCUCUAACCGGGCUCCCCCUUCUCCAGCCCACUGUUCUUCCGACCCAGCCCCCCCACCCCCCCACCCCGGGCCUGGCUGUGGCUAGAUCCCUUUGGCCUGAAGGCAUAGGGUCAGGGGAGUGUCCCAGCUUCAUUCCCCUGCUCCAGGAUCACAUUUCCCUUGACCUCAAGGGACUUCCGUGGCCCAGAGCCUGCUGGUCACAAACAGGCUGGUGGGAGCUGCCAGAGCUUCCUUCCUCUGAUAAUGAUCUCUCCUGCCUCGGUGCUUCUCUGGCUCUCCAAUCUGGCGGUCUGCCCAGGCCGGAGGGCUUGAGAUGUGGAAAUGCCAUCUCCCUGUCCCCCCAGGUGUAGACACCACUUCUCCCUCUCUAGUGAGCAGAACUGGAGAAGCUGUGGCUUUACACUGGCUCUGUUCUGAUAGUGUCCCCCACCCCCCGCCACCACAUUGCCUGCAGCCCUCACCAUCAUCAGCACAUUCUCUAUUUCAGUCCUAAACUGACUAUGCCCAUGCCCACCCUACUUCACUGUCCAAUUACCUUGUUAGACUUUCCCUUCCCAGCUGGGGAGUCUGUUCCCUACCUGUCCCUCCCCGACACCACCCAUGCUCCUGUACUCCUUACCAGAGUUAGAGUCAGUUUUGGAGACAGAUAAAAUUGGGUGUAAAUCUUGGUUGGCUCAGUGUUCCUGGCCAAGUGACCUCGAGCAAACUACUGAACCUCUCUGCAGCUGUGCUUCCAUACAGCAAAAUGGGAGUGAUACCACCUACCCAAUAGGAUUGCAGGAAAAUUUAGAAAUGAUAUUUAUGAUGCCUUAAGCAGCCCUCAGCCCUGGUAGGCAAUUAAUAAUGACCACUAGUAGUAACAAAUAGUUGUCCAGUCAAAUCCACGGUGGCAAACAUGCCGACGAAGGCAAAUGCCCCACUCAACUUUCCUUGAAGGCCUUCUUCUGCUAGAGUGAUGUUCAUGAGUAGCUAGAGGACAAGUCUGCAGAGUCCUGCUGGGUGGGCUGGUGUUUGGAGAGGAGGCGGAGGGAAGGUAGGGAGGGGAUGAUCAAAAGAAAGAGCGGAACGUUGAACAAUUCAAGCAGAACGUGGGGCACUACGUUGCUGAGUCUUGGAAGUAGAGGUGCACUAAAUACACAUUGUGGCCAGAUUCCAAAUUACAAAGUGUAAAUCUAUAUAUCCUAUGGUCAUUAUACUCUGCGUUUAUCACUUUAUUUUUUUAAUGUUAUUUGUUUUUGAGAGAGAGCACACACGCACAAGCGGGGGAGGAGCAGAGAGAGAGGGACAGAGGAUCCAAAGCGGGUUCUGUGCUGACAGAGGUGAACCAGAUGAGGGACUGGAACUCACCAUGAGCCAAACCCUGAGAUCAUGACCUGAGCCGAAGUCAGAUGCUCAACAAACUGAGCCACCCAGGCACCCCAUUUAUCACUUUAAAUAGAUGGUUUCAAUGAGGUGCAUAGAAAGCAAGAUACUUGGGGGUAUUGACUUUUUCCCUUUUUUUUUCACAACUCUUUAUAUAUUAAUAUAAAUAUAAAUUGUAUAAGUUGAUAUAUACCAUAUAUAAAUUAUAUAUAUAUUGAUGUUUUUUCUUAUGGAUAUUAUGGUUUUGAAGACCUCCUCCUCACAAAAUUUUGAAGUGGCUAUAAUGAUGCUUUUAGUGCAUCCUCUCAAAAUGAAAAGAAUUUCCAGAUAAAACUUUUUCUUAAAAGAUUCAUGACCUAAAUAGUACUAAGUAACUAAAAAUCAAGCAUAAUUCCAAAGUAAUCUGUGGUGAUGGAGUUCAAAAUAGUGGUAUAUUGGGGAGUACUAACUGGCAAGGGGUAAGAGGUAAGCUGGAAAUGUUCUUUCUUGGUCUGGAUGUUUACUUUGUGAAAACCCAUUGAGUUGUACACUUAAGAUUUGUAUAGUUAACUGUAUGUAAAUUACACCUCAAUAAAAAAUCCUUCUGAAUGUA
Felis catus (domestic cat) is the source of this 3663-nucleotide messenger RNA. RefSeq names its product ribonuclease A family member 7 (gene RNASE7). Gene Ontology annotation, molecular function: RNA nuclease activity; nucleic acid binding. NCBI's taxonomy places the organism in Eukaryota, Metazoa, Chordata, Mammalia, Carnivora, Felidae. The coding region runs from base 165 to 626 and encodes 153 amino acids. The transcript has 2 exons. The record is from RefSeq and is a predicted model, not a curated record. Gene Ontology annotation, biological process: innate immune response; defense response to fungus; defense response to Gram-positive bacterium.